UUUUUGUAGUUGUAUCUAUAUAUUAUAGAUGAAAAAUACAAAAUUCCCAAAUAAAUAGCGUUCAUCGAUUUACAUUUUACAUUACUUUUAUUAAUAUUAUUUCCGUGCACGUUUUAUUCGAAUAUCGUCGUUAAAAUAUAAAAAUAUUGUAUUAUUCGGUAUUGAGCUAUUGCCAUUUUUGAAUGUACUUUGUAUAUCUACAAUGCCAAGCAGUGUGAAUUCUUUCCGGUCAACAUCAUCUUUGUCAUAUUUACCUUCACCAGUAACACAGCGGUAUAAAAUUUAAAUUUAUUCGUUGAUUAUAAUAUUUUACUGUUAUGUAUGAAAAAUAUUGUAGAACAUGCAUGACUGCUGCUGUGAAAAGAUAUCGCUACAUGCGAAAACUAUUAAAUUUCAAACAAAUGGAUUUUGAAUUUGCAUUGUGGCAAAUGACGUUUUUAUUUUUAAAUCCACAAAAAGUUUACAGAAAUUUUCAACAUAGAAAAGGUGCGUAGGUAGUUAUUUCUAAAUAAUAUUAAUGUAAUUUGCAUAAUAUAUUUUUAAAUCUCUCGAUUAGAAACAAAAUUACAAUUUGCUCGUGAUGAUCCAGCAUUUUUGGUGCUUUUAAGUGGAUUACUCUGUGGUAAAUAUUAUAUACCUACUACUUAGUAUUUAUUUUCAAAAUUGAAUAGUCAAUAACAAAUUUUUUUUAUUUUUACAGUUUCAUCAAUAGCAUUUACAUAUGUUUUAAGGCUUGGUUUCAUAGAAUUCUUAAAAUUUUUAUUAUACAUUGUAACAAUUGAUUGUUUGUUAUCUGGUGUCAUAAUAAGUACAGUGUUAUGGUAAGUGAUUUAAAUUUAUAAUUCAUAUUUAUAUUAAUCUAUUUUGUUCUGAUACAUAGGUACUAUUUUUUGCUUUUGUUGUGUAAUAUAUAUUAAUAUAAUAUAAUCUUAAGCAUAUUCAAAUAUAUGUUUUUUAAAAAAUGAUUUAUUAAAUAUUUUAAUUUACUAAAAUAAUUCUAAUCACUUCUAUUUCUUUCUUACAUUUAUAGAAGUUAGUAUUUAGGAACUCAAUUUUUCAAAUAAUAGAGAAUUUUGUUUGAAAUUAAAAACCUGAUCAUGUUUAAAAACAACAUAAAAAUUGCAUAGAUAGUUUAGUAAAGUCACUCUUGUAAGAUAAAAUUUUUUUAUCUAUCACAAUAUAAUAAACGUUAAUAUUUGUCAAUUAUUACUCUUUAUAAAUUACAAUUCACUUAAAUUUUAGUUCAUAUAGGGGUGGUACCUUCCUCCUCCUCUGUUCUCUAUUUUAGCUUGAUUCAUCAUAUGAGCCCUUUAUAAAUAUAUCCCUUAUAUACAUAGCUAUGACCAUAAGAAAGUGGAAUGUAAAUUUGAACAAGGAAAGGAGCUUGACUUCUUAAUAAAUAUGAAGGUAUAUGGUUGUUACUUUAGCCUUGAAAUCAAAUACGUCUAGGAAACCAUCAAAACAAAAGAGGAAAAAAAAUUCAAAAUUGCUCACUUUUUUACAAAAUGUGUAAUUUCGAUAUCGUAGGUUGUGAGUGGGAAACGAAUCAAUUUAUUAACUGCCUAUGUCUUAAUUAGUCCUUUGUAAGAAAAGGAUGUCAAACUAUCACAUUAUCUUAUAGUAUUGAGUUUUAGAACUAACAAGAAAUGAAAAAUAUGAAGAUAGACUAGGAAACUGAAAGUCUUCAUGUUAUGUACAAUAAAGUCAAGGAUUUUAAGAGUUUUACUAACUGUUAUAUUUAUAUAGUUGUUAAAGUUCAAGGUAGAGGUGAAAUGGAUGCCCUGACCUUUAAAUUGAAAACAGAAAAAUUUAAUAGUUAACCAUAAAUAUAGUUUAUUUAUAUUUAAACCAUUGCAUUUUUAACUUAAGAAUUUAUUGUUAUACUAUUAAUUAAUAUUGAAUUAAAAUUUACAGGUUUAUUGCCAAUAAAUAUUUAAUAAAAUCAAACUACAAAGGCCAAGAUGUUGAAUGGGCAUAUGCGUUUGAUAUACAUUUAAAUGCUUUUGUACCAAUGUUAGUAAUAUCUCAUAUAUUUCAAUUAUUUUUCUAUCAUGGUAUGUAAAAUAUUGUUUUGCCUCAAUAUAUUUUAUAAUUUACUUUAAUAUUAAUCUAUAUUUUUAACAGUUUUUCGUUUUUAAUUAUCUGUUUUAUUUAAAAAAAAAUAAUUUAUUAUAAUGAAUAUUGUCCUAGACUAUAAUUUGUGAAUACAAUUUUACGACUUUUAUUAACAGUUUUAAAUUACUGUAGUAGUGGUAUAUUGUCUUAUGUUAGAAAACUUGUAGUUCAAUAGAUUAUGUAAAUUAAAAAAAAAACGUAUUUAUAGUAUAUUAUUAUAAUAAUUAUUUAUAUUUAACUAAUAUACUAAUUUCUGUUUUAUUUAGUAUUUCUCAAACAUGAUUGGUUUUUGCCAUUGUUUAUUGGCAACACACUCUGGCUUAUAGCUCUUGGCUAUUACUUGUACAUCACAUUUUUAGGAUACAGUUGUAAGUAUUAAAUAUUUUGUGUAAUUUAUUAUCCGAUUUUUUUUAUUUAAUCAAGAAUAUGCUUUUUGUAAAGAUAUUAUUCACUAAUUUGUAUGUUGUUGAAAAACAUACAGAAUCUCUUUAAUGUUAUUUAUAACUUUUGCACCAAAAUAUGUAGGUAUAUUUGUUUUGCCAAAUUAGUAAAUAAAACAUUUAACCAUUUUGACAUUUACUAAUGUUGAGUUGUUUAGUAAAAAAAAAGUUACAUUGAGUUAUAUUCUGGUGUUUUAAGUAAAAUAGUUUUGAUGAUUUUAUAACUCGUUAAUUAUCAACAUUAUAAUUAAGUAUAAUUAAAAGUACACCCUUAAUUAUUAUUUGUAAUGUAUUUUUUUUUUCAGGCUUACCCAUCUUGCACAAAACUCAAGUAUUAUUAAGUCCGUUUAUUCUGCUAAUUUUCUUAUACAUAUUAUCAUUUGCUAUAAAUUGGAAUAUAAGUGAUAAUGUUAUGUCUAUAUAUGAAUACAGAAUUCUAUGAAACAAGAUGAAUACUUUUCUUCUUUUUAAAUUAUACAAUAUUUUCUUAAACCAGUAAUUUAUUUAUUGAAUGUAUUAUUUCCCUAUAUAUUGUAUAAUACUUAUUAUUUUUUUUAUUUAAACACAUAAUAGUUUUAUAUAUUGUCUUAUACUUUUAUAUACAAAAAGUGCCUAACCAAAACAUAAUUUUGAUAAAUUUACAAAUUUACAUGACUGCAUGAUAAAUAAUAAUUAUUAAAUUAGUGAAUUAGUUAUUUUUGUUGAAUUUUUUGCAAUUUUUUAUGGCUUUAGGCUUCUCUUUUGGUUUCUCAGUAGGUGGUGCAUUUCCAGUGAAGAAGGAUGUUAUCAUUUCAGACAUUUCAGGCAUAUCAUGUUUUAAAUUGCUCAAUUGUUCCAUUUCCUGUAAAAUAUGAAUAAAUAAUAGUAUCAUUCAGACUAAUAUAUGUAUAUGUAUAUAUAUAUAUAUAUCAAACCUUCUUAGUUUCUGGGUCAUUCAUUAACCUUGGCAAAAUUAAUAUGGCAAGAAGAGGUAAUACCAUGGUCAAAACCUAAAAAUUGAAAGGCAAAUGUGAAAUGAUUAUAUCUAAUACAUAAAAUUGAUGCUGAAAAUUUACCAUUGAAUUAAAAAGGAAAUCUGUAACUUUCCACUGUUCCCUUGAGUAAAAGUAUUUGGCUGGCAUAUAGUUUACAAACUCCAAUGGAUAUGGCAUGUGAUGAACAUAAGAUGACUGAAUAUAAUUUACUUUACGUGCACGAUAUUUUCCUUUUGAAUUAAUUUCAAUCCUAAUUGGCUCAAAGAAGUAAUUUGGAUUGACUACUUCAACAAUAUAAGACCCUGAUGGGACUUUGGAAAUGAGAAAAGACCCAUUUUUCCU
This is a messenger RNA of Cinara cedri, 3871 nucleotides long. NCBI's taxonomy places the organism in Eukaryota, Metazoa, Arthropoda, Insecta, Hemiptera, Aphididae. The record is from the annotation of a GenBank genome assembly.